This is a messenger RNA of Pieris brassicae (large cabbage white), 1596 nucleotides long. RefSeq lists its product as uncharacterized. The record is from RefSeq and is a predicted model, not a curated record. NCBI's taxonomy places the organism in Eukaryota, Metazoa, Arthropoda, Insecta, Lepidoptera, Pieridae. The coding region runs from base 1 to 1596 and encodes 531 amino acids. The transcript has 2 exons.
AUGUCGAACCAAAUUCUUGCCAGGAGGAAGCCGAAUACAACCCGGAUUUUCACGAAGCUCAGGGAGAGGAAGAUCGGAGGUAGUGAAAAUCAACGUCCAAAAUACCGACCAUCUACCGUACAUAGAGCUGCCGGAGUUUCAAGGAUCCUCAUCGCAGGAGCAAUCAUGCUCUGUUCAAGAGGUGACGUAAUCCUUAAUCCUGUUAACAACAAUCCGGGAAUCCUUUUGCUUAAACAAGGGCGGAUAAUGAAACAAAUAGAUAUUUUUAAUUUAGCAUGUGUGUAUAACAUGACUUAUUUGCAGUCAACCAUUAAUGAGUUAGCGACAUUAUUCGCAAGCAUAAAUAACACAGAAUUGUAUACAAUGCAUACAGAUCAAGUGCAAAAUUCUUUUAGAGCUCAAAUAGAACAUAAUCUAUCUUUAGUGAAUAGAAAAAUUGAUUAUAUUAUUCCCCAGAAUGUUAGGCGCAAACGAGGUCUUAUUAACGGUUUAGGCUCAGUUAUAAAGUCCAUAACAGGUAAUCUAGAUCAACAAGACGCUCUUAAAUUUGAAGCUGAUAUUUUGGCCAUUAAAAACAAGGUUACUUCUAUGCAAAAGGUUCAAAAGAAGACAUUAGUAAUAGCCGAAAACACGAUAAAAGAAUUUGGUCUCCAAUUAGAUAAAAUCAAUGAAAAUCAGCGAAAGUUAGUUUUGUAUUUGGAGAAUACAACAAAGACGAAUGAUGUGCUAGCUAAUCACGUUCGUAACUUAGACAUUUAUGUUCAAAUAGAUUUUAGUUUGCAAAUUAUAUCAGAUAAGUUAAUGAUAUUAGAAGAUGCUAUAACAUUUUCGCAAUUAGGUGUUAUGCACCCAAGUAUUAUAAGUCCGCAGAAUUUAGUAUAUGAAUUAUUACAGCUUGGAAAUAUAUACAAUUUAGAACCAAUUACAGAUUUAAAUAUAGGAAAUAUAAGAGAACUAGAAAGGUCAAUAACAGUAAAAGCGUAUAGUACUAAGCACUCAUUAACAUUUAUUUUACAAAUACCUUUUAUUGAUAAAAGUAUAUAUGAUCUUAUUCAUUUAUAUUCUAUCCCUGAUACCGAGUACCUCACCAUUAUACCCAAAUCCAAAUUCCUUGCACUUGGAAGCGAUGAGUACGCAUACCUCGACAACAGCUGCAAGUCGAUCACCGAGAGCGUUCAUCUCUGCGAGUCUCUGCAAAUGAAAUCCUUCACAAAAUCAGAAGAUUGCAUCGUUAACCUCAUAAAACACAAGAAUGCCAACUGCAGCCGUGUUAAGAUGGUACUAGGUGACAGCAAGAUCCAAAAAACGCGGGACAACACGUGGCUGGUCAUACUUAAGCGAGAAGAGAUCGUAAGAGCACAAUGUGGGACCAACACAUCUUACCAUCGUGCAUCGGGAAUCCAUCUUAUAACCGUAACAGAAGAUUGUCGCGCAGAAGUUGCGAACAUGACGCUGCAGUCACAUGUCACGAAAUUGGACUUAGAUGAAAUAAUACCAUUGCCCCAAAAACAAGACUCACCUGUGGAUGUCGUGCGGUAUCAAGUAAAAUUGCAAGAUCUGGAAUUAGAUAACGUUCAGCGAUUUCGCCGACUAUAG